AUGUACCCGUGCAUCUUUUCAGCUCGUACUUACAUUGAAGAUCAUGACGAGGAUGACGACGUUACGAAAAGUAGUGAAGCUUUAAGGGCUGAACACGAGACACUUGACACGUAUUUAAUGACACUUAAGAAGUACAAUCCACCCAUUAAAACAGGUCUUAAAGGUCUUAAUAUUGUCCAUGACCCACUAUACAAUAAAGGCACGGGCUUUCCGCACGUCGAACGUGACCGUCUCGGUCUACGUGGUCUAGUACCGCCUCGUCGUCUUACAAUGGAAGCACAGCUUACUAAACUGUACGAUACUUUUUCUGAGCAAAAGGACCCAUUAAGCCAAAGCCGCUUCCUUACGGAUCUACACGACCGCAAUGAGACGCUGUUUUUUCGUCUUUUGAUCAAACACAUGAAGGAAAUGGCUCCUAUCGUGUACACCCCGACAGUUGGUUUAGUAUGCCAAAAGUUUGGCCACUUGUUCCGUCGGCCGCGUGGUAUGUUUUUUAGUACGCGCGACCGCAGCCAGUUUGGUGCUAUGGUGCACAACUGGCCGUCUGACGACGUGGAAGUGAUUGUGGUCACAGACGGCAGCCGUAUCUUAGGUCUCGGUGAUCUUGGUGUAAACGGCAUGGGCAUCCCGAUUGGAAAGCUGGCGUUAUACACGGCGGCUGGUGGCAUUGAUCCACGAAAAGUGCUUCCAGUAAUGCUCGACACGGGUACCAACAACAAGACGCUUCUUGAGGACCCAUACUACCUUGGUGUGCAGCAGCCGCGUCUCACUGGUGAGGCUUUCUGGUCGAUGGUGGAUGAGUUCAUGCGUGCUGUGCGCCACCGCUGGCCCAAGGUGCUGGUGCAGUUUGAGGAUUUCUCGAGUGAGCACGCUGCAGACGUACUUAACGCGUACCGCCUGAAGCAGCUCUGUUUUAAUGAUGACAUCCAGGGUACGGGUGCCACAGUGUUGUCUGGUGCUUUGAGCGCCUGCGAACGUGUACAAAUUCCGCUUAAGAACCAGCGUAUUGUGGUUCUUGGUGCCGGUAGCGCAGGAUUAGGUGUGGCUACCACCUUGCUUCAGGGUAUGUUGCGCGAAGGCAUGACGACUGAGGAGGCUCGCGAACGCUUCUACAUUGUGGACCAGUAUGGAUUGCUGGGCGAGUCCCGCGACUCGCUAAACUCCGGCCAGCAGUUUUUCUCGCGCAAAGACAUUGCUGACAAAACGGGCCUUGUCGACGUAAUCAAGCAAGCAAAGCCCACGAUGCUCAUGGGUUUAAGUGCCGCUGCUGGUGCCUUCACACAAGAGGCUGUCGAGGAAAUGGCGAAGCAUGCCGAGCAGCCGAUUGUGUUUCCAUUGUCAAACCCCACCUCUGUGGCGGAGUGCACAGCUAAGCAGGCUUUUGAGUGGACCAAGGGCAAGUGCGUGUUUGCAAGUGGCAGUCCCUUUCCGCCUGUCAUGUACAACGGCACGCAGUACAACAUCAGUCAAUGCAACAAUAUGUUCAUCUUUCCGGGUGUGGGUCUUGCGGCUUCAGUAAUUCAAGCGACCCGUGUCACGGAUGGCAUGCUCUACGCUGCUGCCAAGGCCUUGUCGCAAUGUAUGACGCCGGACGAGAUUGCGAGUGGCCAGGUGUUCCCGUCCGUAGAAAACAUCCGUGAAGUGUCGCUCAAGGUGGCCACGGCUGUCUGUAAGACUGCUCUUGAAGAAGACGUGGCAGGCCUUCGACCGACAAUCCGCCGCGGCGCAACGCUUGAAGACUUCAUCGCGUCUAAGAUGUACUAUCCAACGUACCAUGCGCUGGUAGAGUAA
Peronospora belbahrii is the source of this 1791-nucleotide messenger RNA. The record is from the annotation of a GenBank genome assembly. Lineage: Eukaryota; Oomycota; Peronosporomycetes; Peronosporales; Peronosporaceae.